AUGGAGACUGAGUCAAUGAAAUAUCGCUACCUUGGAAGGUCAGGGCUUAAAGUUUCUGUCGUUAUUCUCCCUUUAAAUUGGAAAAAAAUCCUGUUCCCAUUCAAAGAAUAGUUAAUUUUUUUUUAUUUUAUUUUUCUCUAUAAAAAAUUAUAAAAAUGUUUUAAUUAAAAAAAUAUAAAUUCAAUUCAAUUUUUGAAUUUUAAUUUAUUUUUAUAAAGAAUUAAUUCAAAAAUUAUCGAUGCAGCGUUAAAACUGUUCAAUAAUAUUCUAAUUGCAUUUUUUCGAUUGAAUUCGGUUAAAGCAAAUUUUAUAAAAAUUAAUAAUAUUUUUCUAUUGAAAAAAAAAUUUGCUCAGCAAAAAAUGGAAAUUUACCUAAUUUUGUUCUAAUUUAAAGGAGGAAAAUUUAGUUUUGGAAAUAUGACUAGUGGAUGGGCCGAUGGAACUGAAGAAUGGAACUUCCAAUGUGUUGAUAAAUGCAUCAGAAGAGGAGUUAAUUUUUUUGACACAGCUGAAUUCUAUGGCUUUGGAAUAGCUGAAACAAUCCUUGGAAGAAACAUAAAGCAAGGAGGUUAUGAUAGAGACGAUCUGAUAAUCACAACUAAGUUUUUCCCUUCAAACUUUGGAAUUCAAGGUCUCAGCCGCAAAAGACUAAGACAAGCCAUUGAUCAUUCUUUAGAAAGAAUGCAGCUUGACUAUGUUGAUGUAAUUUACCUUCACAGAUUUGAUGCUGAAGUCCCUCUUGAGGAAACCAUUAGAAUUGCUAAUGAAAUUAUCGACAACGAUAAAGCAUUCUAUUGGGGAACUUCUAAUUUCACCCCACAGCAAAUUUCUGAAUGUUUCACAAUUUGUGAAAAGCAUGGAUGGAUUCCACCGAUCGUUGAACAGUGCGAAUAUCAUAUGUUUAGAAGAGACAUUAUUGAGAGAGAUUAUGUACCUUUAUUUGAUCAAUAUGGUUUAGGGACUACAGUUUGGUCGCCUUUAGCUGGAGGUCUUUUAUCUGGGAAAUAUAAUGAUGGAAAUAUUCCUCCUGGGAGACUUGAAAGCAGCCCAUUUGCUCCAAUGCUAAAACAAUAUUGGGAUAAAUAUAUUGGAAGCAGGAAGGAAGCAGCGUUAAGGACUCUGAAUGGAUUAAAAGCUAUUGCAGAUGAGCUGGGAUGUACUCAAGCACAACUUGCGCUUGCGUGGGUAAUUAAAAAUCCUGAUGUUUCUACUGCUAUUAUGGGAGCUAGUGCUCCUCAUCAUCUUGAAGAUAAUAUUAAUUCAGUUGAUGUCUUAGACAAAUUGUCGCCAGAGAUUUUGGCAAGAAUUGAAGAGCUGCUUGAGAAUAGACCAGCUCCAUCAAUGCACUGGAGAACUUUUACACCAAAUCCUCCAAGGAGAUAA
This is a messenger RNA of Blepharisma stoltei, 1383 nucleotides long. Lineage: Eukaryota; Ciliophora; Heterotrichea; Heterotrichida; Blepharismidae. The record is from the annotation of a GenBank genome assembly.